Messenger RNA from Ogataea haglerorum, 693 nucleotides. RefSeq lists its product as uncharacterized. The record is from RefSeq and is a predicted model, not a curated record. Gene Ontology annotation, biological process: iron-sulfur cluster assembly. Lineage: Eukaryota; Fungi; Ascomycota; Pichiomycetes; Pichiales; Pichiaceae. Gene Ontology annotation, molecular function: iron ion binding; iron-sulfur cluster binding. The coding region runs from base 1 to 693 and encodes 230 amino acids. Gene Ontology annotation, cellular component: mitochondrion. The transcript has a single exon.
AUGAUUCGGUUCCUUUCACUAAAAACUGUUGGCACACCGAAUGACAAUGCGCUUAAGUUUGUUUCCACAGAUUUCAAGUUUCUUCCAGGGUCUUUAAACACUGCUGUCGAGGUCAACGAUCUUCCUGAGGCGUCGGAAAGAUCUCCUUUAGCAUCAGAGCUCUUCAAAGUUAACGGCGUGAAAUCUCUACUUAUUGGGCACAAUUUUAUCACUGUAAGUAAGGUUGAUCCCGAGCUUUCUAAUAAUCCUGACUUGCAUUGGGAUAAGUUGUCUACAAAGGUGAUGAAUGUGAUAACUAAUGCUGUUGAUUCCAAUAUUCCGGUUCUCAACCCCGAAUACCUGAACGAAAUAGUGAGAUUGCAGGAUGAAGCUCAAGAAGACGAUGACGAUGUAACCUAUGAGAUCAAAGAACUUAUAAAUACGAGAAUCCGCCCAGCACUUCAGGAUGAUGGAGGUGAUAUUCAUUUCAGAUCGUUCGAUCCAGAAACUGGAACGGUCUAUCUUAAACUACAAGGUGCAUGCAAAUCCUGUUCUCUCAGUGAGGACACCUUGAAGAACGGCAUUGAAAGUAUGCUCAAACAUUAUAUCCCCGAAGUGGAAGAGGUGAAAGCAGUUUUGGAUCCUGAAGAAGAGAUUGCUUUACAGGAGUUCGAGAAGCUGGAGAGAAAAUUGAAACAACAGCAAACUUUAUGA